Penicillium brevicompactum is the source of this 948-nucleotide messenger RNA. RefSeq lists its product as uncharacterized. Bases 1 to 948 code for a protein of 315 amino acids. NCBI's taxonomy places the organism in Eukaryota, Fungi, Ascomycota, Eurotiomycetes, Eurotiales, Aspergillaceae. The record is from RefSeq and is a predicted model, not a curated record. Gene Ontology annotation, molecular function: oxidoreductase activity. The transcript is spliced from 2 exons.
AUGCUAUCUUGCUUUAUACAAAGAGCGCCCUCGACAUUUAGGCCGGCAACCUCAUCAUUUCUGCUGCACCCCAAAUAUUCAGCAAGGAUGUCUUCCGCUGCUCCUCAACAAGUGGUUGCGAACACCUGCCAAAUCGAUGUCUCAUAUCGAACUCUGGCAUUACGUCCAAGUGAAGAUAGCCCAGAUAUCCGCCAGAAGUAUCGGCCAUUCAUCCUUAGCGACGAUGCAACUGAAGACUGGGUCAACAGCUUAGACUUGACCACUGCAGUGGACAUGGCCGAACUUGACCUGCAGGUUACGAACGAGAGGUUGAGAGUUCUGGUACUUUAUGGCAGUCUUCGGAGAAGGUCAUAUUCGCGGCUAGUGGCAUUGGAAGCUUGCCGUAUCCUUUUCCGGCUCGGCUGUGAUGUGCGCAUCUUUGAUCCUGAAGGUCUUCCGGUGAAGAACGACAGCGAUACCGACCAUCCUAAAGUACAGGAGCUCCGAGAGCUUAGUGUGUGGAGUGAUGGACAUGUCUGGGUCUCGCCUGAACAACACGGCAACUUAACCGCUGUAUUCAAGAACCAGAUAGACUGGAUUCCUUUGACCACAGGAAGUGUCCGUCCCACCCAAGGCCGAACGCUGGCCAUUGCCCAGGUGUGCGGUGGAUCCCAAUCGUUCAAUGCCGUUAACUCUUUGCGUAUCCUGGGUCGGUGGAUGCGCAUGUUUACUAUUCCAAAUCAAUCCUCGAUCCCCAGGGCAUAUACACAAUUUCCGGAUGAAGGUCAACCGGAAGAUCAACGACUCAUGCCUAGUGGUAAUCGAGAUCGUCUCGUGGAUUGCAUGGAGGAAUUUGUCAAAUACACGAUUCUGAUGCGGCCUCACAUCGGUCUUUUCGGUGAUCGCUUUAGCGAACGGGAGGAGAAGAAAGCAAAGGGGGGAAAGAUGAAUGCUGCUACAACCAGAUAA